GUUGGGAUAGAAGUUUUUUCACUUUGUUACUUUUUGUUGGUUUUUGUUCAACAAAGUUAGUGAGCUACACGGAUUUUGCUUAAAAACGUUAGAAAUGAUAAAUGUGUCCAUAUGGAAUAGUGAACCGGUCCAACAAUGACGUGACAAUUCCAACGAGGAUUAUUUCGAAUUACCAGCAUAGGACGAUAUAACAGACUGCCGCGAUGGCGACCGGUGAUGAUUCGGAGGCGACCGACUGGAAACAGCGGUACCUUAGUUUGGAUGCGUCGCUGCAUAAGUUCAAGGACCAGGCGUUGAGAAUCAGGGAGGUGUUGGGUUCAAAGGUUGAAGAGUUGGAAAGAUCAGAAGCAGUGGCCAAUGAAAGAGCAGAGAAAGCAGAACAGGAGGUGAAAGUACUUGAGCAGCGCCUAAUGUCUGUCGGAUGGAAGCCAGAGGACACGGACAGCCGCGUCGAAGAGCUGGAGUUCCUCUGUCGUGACAAGGACAACCUGAUUGAAGACUUAGAACAACAACUGCAAGAGCAGAAACAGCUCCGAUCCCGGGAAGCGAAAGUCAUCGAAGAUAAGGCAUCGCAGAUAAGGGAAUGGGUCAUAUCGAGGUUAAGAGAGCUCGAGUUACAAAACCAACAGUUGAAAUUGGAGAGGAGGACGCUGUUUGAAAAGAUUGAGAUCCUGCAGUCGAGGAUACAAUCGCUCCCGCCUAGCCUAGCAAGGAAGAUUCACCGCGCUAGUUUACAGUGUCCAGCUUCCAGCUGCCUAGUCAGUAUUCCGAGGACUCCACUCGAAGAAAAUGCUCCAGAAGUCCCCAAGAGACCCUCAUCGGCCAUCUUGGAACUCUUCAGAAAGGAGCAGGAAGUCAAUGUUGCGACGCCCCCUAGUGACCUUGAGGAGGAGGAACUUGAUGCGGUCGAGGAUUUACAUUCCCCGCUUGAUACGAACGGGAAUAUCGAGGAGGAUAUUGACCUUGAACCCGAUUAUCAGGAAAUCGACGAAAAUCACGAAAGCAAAUACGAACCGUGUAAAAUUCUGCCGCCAAGGAUUAAAAUCGAACGAAAAAUAUUUCACGGGCCACCCACGCAUGAAUCGGUCAUAAGUUCAAGUACCGGAAACGGUAGCGACGAAAUGAUUCAUCGACUUAGCCGCCAUCAUUAUGACCAACGUAUGGCACAUUCUCCGCCCCUGUCGCCCCCUGCAGCAUACACGCCCAAGUCAUCGCCAUUUAUUCCCCCAGCCGCAUCAGCAGUGCCACAGACUUCUCAAAUUUCUCCGGCCAGUCCACAAGUUGUUUCCAGUUCCUACGCAGCUUACGCUAACAGUCGGAGUGUCUCUGCCAUCGCCACGUUACCUCGUGUUAAAAAGGACCGAAAACCUCAACUGCCCGGGAAUCGCCCGCAGUAUUUCGAAUACAAAAUGCCGAGGCGGAGUCGUGAUUCUAGUCGCAGAGUUGAUUCAGACGGUAUGUCGAGAUCAAGGUCGGGGUCGCGACCGCCAACGCCGCCAUUACAUAGAAUGCCUUCGUGGGAGACGCGGUUGUAUGCCGCGGCCAACAAGGGAAUGAAAUGGAAUGAGAGCGGUAAAAAUGGUCUCUCGAGUCCGCAAAGUCCUGAAGAUAUGUACCACGAUAUCAAAGUUCCUGUGUUCACGAAUGUAAAAGGGCGUGCAGCCCAAAUCAGAAAUUCUCCGUUCUCUGGUGAUAGUUCGUCCGACUCCUCAGACAAUGAUGAGCCGGGUGUAGCCAUGAUCACGUGUGGUGAGAGUGAACCAGCGAUGACCGUAGCUGGGCCGAGCGGGUCCAAGAUGACCACAAGCGUGACUGUGAUGAGGCAGGUCAACAACUCGGGCGCAACAAAAAGGGUGGCAUCUUCCCAGUCCAUCAGUUCAGAAUCCAGUGACUACUGCCUGCCCCCAGAUGAGGUAUCAUUAGGAGGCGAUAGCGACCAUUCAGAACCUGAGCACAAACUUCUUAAGUUUGCUGCUCAGAAUCUGAAAAAGGAAAACCUUCAAAAGUCUGGUUAUCUGACCAAGUUAGGAGGCAAGGUGAAACAUUGGAAGAGACGGUGGUUCGUCGUGCAACAAGGGGAACUGUUUUACUACAAGUCACAGAAUGACAUGUCUCGUAAGCCUCAGGGUCACAUAGUCAUGGACGGACAGACGCGCAUCACAAGGUCAACAGAGGGUGUCAACACAUUUGAAAUUGCGACAACUAAGAGAACCUACUACUUGAUAUCAGAUUCAACAUCGGACAUGGAGCAGUGGAUUAGGGUGUUGCAAAACGUGUUGAAGCGUAUGGCUGCUCACAUGGUGCUAGAGCAGACGAACGCCAAGAUCAUCAUGCGAGGGUGGGUGACCAAGUCUAAGAACGGCAUCAACAAGAAGUGCUGGUGUGCCCUCAUGUCGAAAUAUCUCGUUUACUACAGACACCAGACUGAUAGAGUGCCAUCCGGUCAGAUCAACAUGAUUGAUGCCCGUGUCGAAGAGCUGGAGAGGUCGUGGGACUCUGACGAUUCUGAUUCAGCAGAUUCACCUCCCAAACACACCCUGGUCAUCUGGCCGGCUCAGGAAGGACCCACGUACAUUAUUAUACCUAGCAAACAAGAAAAAGACAGCUGGCUAUAUCAUUUAACAGUAGCAUCAGGCGGAGGGAUGGGCAACAUCGGCACAGAGUAUGAACAGCUCGUAUCAAAACUCAUGAACGCCGACGGUGACCCAGGUUGUAUAUACUGGAAGCACCCCUGUUUGCUGCAUUCGAAAGAACCGAUCAAAUCACCUCUGACCACGUUACCCUCUGAAGAUCUCCAGGCAAAGGCUGUUGAUAUGUUCAAGUCUUGUAGCCUCUUCAUGAACAUGAGCAUCGAAUCGCCAGCCAUCGACUACCAUGUUAGCCUUGCCCAGAACAUUCUACAGACGUGCCUUCAAUAUCCCGAGCUACAGAAUGAACUCUAUGCACAGCUUAUCAAACAGACUGCCAGACAUCCCGUUCAACAUAAACAUAUUAUGCCAAGUAUCCUCCUGUGUGGUUCCCAGUCGUGGUUCCUGUGCGACGCCUCCCCGACGUCUCCGACCAAUUCCUUCAUAGAUCUAAGUGACGCCAAAACCAAUCCCUCCACUCAGGUGUUCCUGCAGGGCUGGCAGCUACUGGCCAUGUGCGUCGCCCUCUUUCUUCCGAAACAAAGUAUUCUGUGGUACCUUAAGGCUCAUCUGCAGAGAAAUGCGGACCCAAGAAAUGAACCGGGAAAGUAUGCGGUAUUCUGCCAAAGAGCCCUGGAGCGCAUUUUACAGAACUGUGGUCGAGAAACGAGGCCGUCCAAGAUGGAAGUGAUGUCGAUAUUGUUGAGGAAUCCCUAUCAUCAUUCCUUACCAAUCAGCAUUCCAGUACAUUUCAUGAAUGGAACAUACCAGGUUGUGAGUUUUGAUGGUUCGACCACAGUCCACGAGUUUAUACUGAAUCUCAUUAAAAUAGUGAACGUUCGCGAGUUCAACCAGUCAGGAUUCGCUCUCUUCUCUGAUGACCCGUCGGGGAAAGAUCUCGAACAUUGUCUACAAAAUACCAGAAAGAUCUGUGAUGUUAUCUCUCAGUGGGAGCAGCUGUACCAAGAGCGUCAAAAAGAAGGUGCUGAAAUAAGUAAAACAAUUAAACUCAUUUUUAAGAACAGGUUAUAUUUCCGUAACAUGAUCAAAUGGGAGACGGAUAAAGAACGUCUGCUGUUGUGUUACCAGGUGAAUGAGGAUAUCGUGAAUGGAAAGUUCCCACUCAACAAGGAUCUCGCGAUAGAACUCACAUCACUCAUGGCUCAGAUCGAGUACGGUGACUCUAAGGUGGGCGAUGGCAUGACUGGACCCCAGGCAGCUCAACAUUUGCAUUUAGUCAUGGAGAGGUUUUACCCGAGGCGGUACAGCAAAGGUGCCACGGACCACGAAAUGAGAGAGGUGUUGGAGAGGAUCAUUACAAAGUGGAUGACCCUGCGAGGAUGCUCGACCGCUGAUUGUGUCCGUGCUUAUCUGACUGCCGCCAGGAAAUGGCCGUUCUUCGGUGCCAGGCUUUUCUCUUCACGGAUGAAGACAAGUGGAGAAACCAACCAGGUAUGGUUGGCCAUUUAUGACGAUGGAGUGAGUCUCUUGGAAUAUUCAACCAUGAAUCUGGUUACAUCGUACGAUAAGAAAUCCAUUGUGACGUUUGGAGGUUUUAAGGAUGAUCUGAUGAUAGUCAUCCACCGGCCUCCGCCAAAUAGGAGAAAGACGGAGAAAUUCCUGUUCACCAUGUCCAAACCUAAGAUUCUCGAGGCCACGCUUCUCAUGGCAAGCUAUGUCAAUGUCAAGCCCCGUCGGCCGUCAUUCGCCACCACAUCAGAGCCAAGGACACCAACAAAAUCCUCACAUUCAACCAGUUUCAGCCUCCCGAAACCAUCCGUCAUCACAGAUUCAGCAACUUUUUGAUGUGCUGGUUUCAUGUCGAAUUCUACGCUGGUGAUUUCUGUUAAACUGCCAAGGUUGGUCAUUGUCAAGGGGAUGGUCGAUGCAUCGUCACCAAUUAAGUAAAAAGACUUUUUACAUCCAUCCUUGUCAUAGUCAUAACCUUUGUGAUGCCUAUUUAGGAUUAUGGAAGAAUACACCAGCAAUGACCAAUACUGGGUAGGCCAACUCAUUCAAUAUUUAGAAAACCAUCUUAAAAAGCCAUUCAAACAACUCUGCUGUGUCAAAGAAGUUCGAUGUUCUCUUUGGAUCCUAAAGUUUUUGGUGUGUUUUUUUAGUGUAUGCUGAAGAAAACCGCUAAUGUUUAGACACAAUAUAUUCUGGUUAGAAUUACGAAUAUGCAGGUCAUUGACCCAACAUUUCGUCACAGGUCUGAAGCAGUUUGCAAACAAUUCUGGUCUGGAAAAUGUUUCAGUGAAAGGGAGUACGAUAAAUGAAAUGCUGGAUACAUUUGUAUCAAUGACACUGUUUUACAGUUAAUUAUAGCAGUUUGUGUUAAAUAUUCUAGUUAUUUAGCCAUUUGUGUUCAUUUUGGUGUGAUCAUUUAUGCAUGGUGAAUAAAAGUGGGUAACUUAUAUCUUGUUUAAAAAUUAUAGUGUUGUAGAUAGUAAUACUCUAGUAUCAUGUAGAAUUAUUCUAAUUUAAAAAAUCACUGGUCUCCGAAAUUUGCCAAUUUACAAAAGUGUUAUAACAGUCCAAGGGCAACUAACUGUAAUGGGUUCAUGUUAUCUCUGAGCUACACGGAAAUGUCAGCGAACUACAGCUAAGGGUUCAAAACCAUGAAUCUAGUUUACUGGCGAGUCCCAUAUCGUGUAGCUCUAUGUUAUUUCGGCCAAACAGAGCAUACCUUUAAAUGGGAGUACAUGUAUCUGACACAUUUUCUAAAAUUUGUUGAUGAAUUUGAAAUGAAAUUGUUCAUGAAUUGUCUUUCAGGUUUCUCAGGUAUCAUAAUAGUAAUACUGUUCAUUGUUGUGUUGAUAGUUUUCUAGACGAGAUGUGGUUUUAAGGCGUUACACCACAGACGGGCAAAACCAUUUUCCAGACGGGAGUCCUAGUAGUGCAUGUAGUGCAAUGCAUUAGGUUCCACCAGAUGGGCAAAACCAUUUUCCAGAUGGGUGUAGUGCAAUGCAUUGGUACUACGGGUACAGGUGAUCCCCUAUUGGGCAGUGCCCAUUCACUCAGUCCCUGGGAAUGGAUUUUACCUGUUUUGUCCUGUACUCUAAUGCUUAUGACAACAACAUCUCUUGCAUCUUCAUUGAAAUAGUUUCUGACUGUGAUGUGUGAUGUUUGGCUGUAAAUCUCUGCUAAAAAGUUAAAUAGGUGAAAAUUAUAACGGUCACAAAAUGUUUAUCAUUCUCGAAACGAUGAUGUGAUGGCAUUUGAAAAUUUAGAGUGGAGUUUCAAGUUCUGUUUUAAUCGUGUUAACUAGCAGAAGUGAAGUUACGCCAUUGGAGUGAAAAGUACCUUUAGUUAAAUCAAACUGUGUUGCUUUAAAUGUGCGGUGGUACUUGAACUUGAAGUGUACUUUAGGAUAUUAAAGUGUGACAAUAGUUUCGUACCUUUUACUCCAGCAAAAAUGCUGUCCUGCGUGUAUCAUGUGUCAAAAAUGAUGUGUCAAAAUUCAAUAUGAACACUUAAGACUGGAAGUCAUUUUACAAAAUGAUAUAUUUGAUGGUUGUGAAAGUUUAUAUCAAAAUCCCAUUUUCUCCCGAUUUUGGUAGUCCAUGAACAUAUUGAUAUUAAAAAUUAUCGAAUGAACUCAGAAAAUAUGCAAAAAUAAAGAUGCUGACUGUAUAUUUCAGUAUUGUUCAUCAAGAAGUAUGAUUGCAGAUGUCGAAAUGACAAUUGCAAGAUUUUAAAAUUGCUUUGGUUUCAGGUUGAUGUUUCUGCAGCUGAUAACUCAUACAAUGUAGUGAGUGUAAUCGUUACGUAUACACUGUAUGUAAAGUGUAAACAAAAUGCAUAUAUCCACCAUGUCCGUCGAAUCUGAAAAUAUUUGUGCAGACCCAUGACAAUUCUGGUUCCGGUACAGUUUGUCACAUUCCAUAUGGGCCGCGCGUUGGCCGAUCCUGCAUUCAUGACGCGCCGCACCCACAGUCACGACGUCGGAGGUGAUUCCCAUUGUUUCCUUCCUCGUGACGCAAUUAUUUUAUGACGUCAUGAGCCAUUGACCAUUCACACAAGUAGAUUUAUUCGCACCGGCGCCACUGAAGUGCGGGUGUGGGACAUCAUGUAUUUAAAAAUCGUCUGCUAGGACAUACAGUUGUGUGAGUUCACUAGAGCUUGCUCUUUACGUAUUAUUCCUGUGGGUAAAGAUUGAUUCAGUUGAUGUAGAAAUUUUCAUCACAAGUGAUGUUUAGUAAAGGCUUCCUCUUUAAUAUGCAAUGUGCAAUGCAAAAAAUAUAAAUUAUUAACCGAGUAUGCAAAAGGCGGGGCGGGGCUAAGAUAAUCAUGCAAAUUCCUCUUGAUUUCCUGUACUGUUAGAAGUUGCAUCAGUGGUAUUUGACUCCCCUGUGAACUCCAACAUUCACAUGCAAAUUCCUGGUUCAUCAGGAUCAACUUUUGGUCUUUUGACUAUACUGGAUUGUCUCACUAUACAAUUAUUUUUAUGCAAGAAGAGAAAUUAAUGAAUUUGUGUCCCUCAGCCAAAAGUUAUGUGUUGGUAUUAAAAAAGGUUAAAUCAAUAACUUACUUCGACAUGUUUUGCCUUUAUGUUUGAAAAACAGGUAUGAUAUGGUCUUUAGUGUGUGUGUGUACUGUAUGAAUGAUACAAUAAACUAUUUUUAAGAUUGAAA
Messenger RNA from Lineus longissimus, 7264 nucleotides. RefSeq names its product pleckstrin homology domain-containing family H member 1-like. The record is from RefSeq and is a predicted model, not a curated record. The transcript is spliced from 27 exons. Gene Ontology annotation, cellular component: cytoskeleton. Bases 204 to 4433 code for a protein of 1409 amino acids. Lineage: Eukaryota; Metazoa; Nemertea; Pilidiophora; Heteronemertea; Lineidae.